AUGGAAACUCAUUAAUAAUAAAAGCGUGAUUAACAAAUUCAUUAUAAGUAAAUAGGUUAAUAUUAACUUAUAAAAGAAAUCGGAAACGGUUAGUUUGCUAGAGUAUAUUAUACACGAAGUGUUGAUCCUGAAAAUACUUAAGAAUAUGCUAUUAAAACUUUUUAAAUAAAUAGAUUGAAACCAGAAAAUCAAGAUCAAAUUGAUAAAGAAAUAAAUAUUUUAUUAAAGCUAAAUCAUCCAAAUAUAAUUAAAUUCUACGAAUAUAAAAAGACAUAGAAUAAUGUUUAUCUUAUAUUUGAAUAUUGCGAAUUAGGAGAUUUAGAAAAUUAUAUGAAAAAAUACCAUGAUGGUCGUUUUCCAAUUAGUUUUGCCCAAAAAGUAAUGAAUUAAAUUUCAAAAGCUUUUAAAGAGGUACGUCGUUUAAAAAUAGUUCAUAGAGAUCUUAAACUAGCCAAUAUAUUAAUUAAUAAAGAUCUAAUUGUUAAAUUAAGUGAUUUUGGAUUUGCAAAACAUUUUGAAGAAAAUAUUCUUUUAUAAAGUUAUUGCGGAACUCCAAUUACUAUGGCUCCAGAGAUUUUAAAAAGAUAAUAAUAUAAUGAAAAAUGUGAUAUUUGGAGCCUUGGCGUGAUUUUGUAUUAAAUGAUUUUCGGAAAAUUACCGUUUUAACCGCCUAAAGGAGCUAAUAUUAUAGAUUUAAUAAAUAUCAUUGAUAAAGGAAAAGUUCAAUUUGAUAAUUUAGCUUUGAUUCCAUAAGAUGUAAUAGAGUUAAUUGAAAAAAUGCUUGAUGUGAAUGUUUAGAAAAGGAUGAGUUUUUAAGAAUUUUUUGAAUAUCCAUGGAUUAAUGUAAAGGAAAGUGUAGAAGAAAUAAAGACUAAAUAAAAUAAAGCACUUCGUUUUGUUUAAAAAUAUAUAUUUUAAAGUUUAAGAGAGGAUAUUACAAAAUUCAAAAAAUUUUUAAAUGAAACAAAGGUAAUUAUUUAAAAUAUAACAAAUGAUUAAGAUAACAGUUUUGCUAAAAAUUGUGCCUGGGCAAGUUUACUAAUAUUAUUAUUAAAAACAGUAAAAAAUAUGUAAAAUGGUUUAGAAUUAGUUCUUUUUACUAAUGAAGAAACUUAUGAAUAUAUAAAAGCUCCUUUUCCAAAAGAAAUAUAAGAUUCUCUUAAAGAAGAAUGCAAAGAAAUAGGUAAAAACAUAGAAAAAAUAGAAUGUGAUAAUACAGAAUUAUAAAAAAAUUCAGAUGCUUAUAAUAUGCUUUUUAUUUGUUUGUUGCACUACGCUGACUUUUAACUUAUUAAUGAAUAUUUAAAAGGUUUUGAUUUCCUUUCCAAAACAAGAUGUAUAUUCAAGUAUAUUUGA
Ichthyophthirius multifiliis is the source of this 1356-nucleotide messenger RNA. Its product is annotated as protein kinase domain protein. Gene Ontology annotation, biological process: peptidyl-serine phosphorylation; autophagosome organization; autophagy. Gene Ontology annotation, molecular function: protein serine/threonine kinase activity; ATP binding. Lineage: Eukaryota; Ciliophora; Oligohymenophorea; Hymenostomatida. The record is from RefSeq and is a predicted model, not a curated record. Gene Ontology annotation, cellular component: autophagosome; cytoplasm. The transcript is spliced from 2 exons.